Rhagoletis pomonella (apple maggot) is the source of this 2368-nucleotide messenger RNA. RefSeq names its product sodium-dependent dopamine transporter (gene DAT). NCBI's taxonomy places the organism in Eukaryota, Metazoa, Arthropoda, Insecta, Diptera, Tephritidae. The record is from RefSeq and is a predicted model, not a curated record. Gene Ontology annotation, biological process: sodium ion transmembrane transport; dopamine uptake involved in synaptic transmission. The transcript has 10 exons. Bases 284 to 2242 code for a protein of 652 amino acids. Gene Ontology annotation, molecular function: dopamine:sodium symporter activity. Gene Ontology annotation, cellular component: presynaptic membrane; neuronal cell body membrane; neuron projection.
GUUGCGUGCCUCCGUAACUGUGAUUCAGCUGUGCUGCUGUGCUUUGCAACAUCAGUUGGAAUUCGGUAGAGCAGCGAAACGAACGUCAAAUGUUGCGGUGCGUUGUAUGAAACAAAAAUGGUCGUUAAUUCGAAAAUAAUUUUAUUUUUAUGCAUAAUUAAGUAAUAGUGUGUGAAAUUCUAAAGGUCGAAAAAACGUCAGCAAAUCUUUUAAGCAUUUUGAGUGUACAAGCACUUACACUUAAUUAUCCCAGAGCUAAGUGAAAGUUAGCUAAGUGUGAACAAUGUCGAUGGUUGCAUAUUCAAGCGCAAGUGUUAAUUCAGAUUUAGAGUGCGGUGUCGACGAAGAAGAGGACAUCGCCUUGGCGAUGUCACCGACCGGACAAAUAGCUAAGACACCAACACCACGUGACGAGGCAGAUAGUGGCGAUCAGCGGGAAACAUGGAGCGGCAAAGUCGAUUUUCUGUUAUCGGUUAUUGGAUUUGCAGUCGAUUUAGCAAACGUUUGGCGAUUUCCAUAUUUGUGUUACAAAAAUGGCGGUGGCGCUUUUCUCGUGCCAUAUUGUAUUAUGUUACUGGUCGGUGGUAUACCGUUAUUUUACAUGGAACUAGCAUUAGGCCAACAUAAUCGUAAAGGUGCCAUUACUUGUUGGGGGCGUUUGGUGCCUCUAUUUAAAGGAAUCGGCUAUGCUGUGGUGCUUAUUGCUUUCUAUGUUGAUUUCUACUACAAUGUUAUUAUCGCUUGGAGCUUACGUUUCUUCUUUGCUUCGUUUACAAAUGAUUUACCUUGGACAUCGUGUACAAACCCAUGGAACUCCGACUACUGCAAACCGUUCGAAGCUCAACAAAAUACAAUACCUCCCAUGCAGCCCACAAUUCAACCACAAAACGCUACUGCGAACAUCACCAAUUUUUCAUUUCAAAAUGAAUCGACAUUCAGCUACAACGAAAAUCGAAGUUUAGAAGUUGCAACGACCACAGAGCGAUUUCACUCAGCUGCAUCGGAAUACUUCAACCGCUAUAUACUGGAACUAAACCGAAGCACAGGCUUAGAUGAUCUUGGCCCCAUCAAACUGGAUAUGGCCCUUUGCCUGUUGGUUGUCUAUAUUAUCUGCUAUUUUUCACUGUGGAAGGGAAUUAGCACAUCGGGUAAGGUUGUGUGGUUUACGGCACUCUUUCCUUAUGUCGUGCUGUUGAUACUCUUCAUACGUGGCAUAACACUGCCUGGCUCCGCCAUGGGUAUUCGAUAUUAUUUGAAUCCAAACUUCAGUGCCAUUUACAAAGCAGAAGUGUGGGUCGAUGCGGCGACUCAGGUGUUCUUCUCAUUGGGACCGGGUUUUGGUGUGCUCUUGGCCUAUGCGUCCUACAAUAAAUAUCACAAUAAUGUUUAUAAGGAUGCACUACUCACCAGCUGCAUAAAUUCUGCCACCAGUUUUAUAGCUGGAUUUGUGAUAUUUUCCGUGCUGGGCUAUAUGGCACACACAUCGGGGCAGAAUAUUGAAGAUGUCGCCACAGAGGGACCUGGGCUGGUUUUUGUCGUCUAUCCAGCGGCGAUUGCCACAAUGCCGGGCAGCACUUUUUGGGCGCUAAUCUUUUUUAUGAUGCUACUGACGCUGGGUUUGGAUAGUUCGUUUGGCGGUUCUGAAGCCAUCAUAACAGCCCUGAGUGAUGAAUUUCCGAAGAUCGGCAAGAAUCGCGAAAUUUUUGUUGCUCUUCUUUUUUCGCUAUAUUUCGUCGUGGGUUUGGCUAGUUGUACACACGGCGGGUUCUACUUCUUUCAAUUACUGGAUCGUUAUGCAGCGGGAUAUUCCAUACUUAUAGCUGUAUUCUUUGAGUCGAUAGCUGUUUCGUGGAUUUACGGCACAAAUCGCUUCUGCGAAGAUAUAAAGGACAUGAUCGGCUUUCCACCAGGCAUGUACUGGCAAAUAUGCUGGCGCUUUGUGGCGCCCCUAUUUCUACUUUUCAUCACAGUCUAUGGCCUGAUCGGCUAUGAACCGCUUACAUACGAAGAUUACACCUAUCCAGCCUGGGCCAAUGCGUUGGGUUGGUGUAUAGCGGGCUCUUCAGUUAUAAUGAUACCCGCGGUGGCGAUAAUAAUGAUACUUAAAACGCCGGGUAGCCUGAGGCAGCGCUUGAAAAUUCUCACCACACCUUGGCGAGAUCAGCAAGUCUCCAUCAAUGGCGUUACGGCAGAGGCGACUCAGGUUCGACUCACUGAUGCCAAAGAAGGUGCCGAAGUUUGAGAUCAGCCAUUUGCAAGAUUUAAAAUUUACUAUGUGUAAUAUUUUCCGUUUUUUUUUUUUUGUGGAAAUUUUCAGCGAUUGAGUUGAAACGCUCUUUUUUUCUUUGGGAUCAUAGGAAGUGUAUAU